This is a messenger RNA of Fundulus heteroclitus (mummichog), 1111 nucleotides long. Its product is annotated as CAAX prenyl protease 2. The transcript is spliced from 9 exons. Gene Ontology annotation, biological process: CAAX-box protein processing. The coding region runs from base 195 to 1052 and encodes 285 amino acids. Lineage: Eukaryota; Metazoa; Chordata; Actinopteri; Cyprinodontiformes; Fundulidae. Gene Ontology annotation, molecular function: metalloendopeptidase activity. The record is from RefSeq and is a predicted model, not a curated record. Gene Ontology annotation, cellular component: endoplasmic reticulum membrane.
GGCCUGGGUGGUUGAGAGACCUAUGCAUGUUUUAGAUGGAUUUAUUUAUUUAUUUUUCAACUUUGAGCACCUUCCAUUAUAUCUUUCCGACCUGAGAUCAUCAAGGAAUUGGAGCGGGUGCUUGUGAUCAAAUUCAGGCGCCAGCACAUGGUUGUAUUAGACAGGAGCAGUACACAAGCUGUUGGGUGAGUGUCAUGAGCUGCCUCCUGCUGACUUUUCUCUACGUGGGCAGUUUAUAUGUCUGCUGGAGCUCCUUACCAAGGGACCAUCCAAAGGUGGUAAAGCGUCGCUGUGUCAGUGUUUUGCUGGUGUCUGCAGCGUCUCCUGCGUUUGUGAACAUUUGGAUGCACUGGGCUGAUAUUACAGUUGACGGGUUCCCGUGGGAGCUGAUGGGAGUUCGUUUGCGAGGUUUCAUUCCUGCAUCCGUACUGCCUUUGCUACUGACUACGUUUUUGUAUCUGGGGCCCCUGGUUCAGUCUGCUUUGGACAACCCUGAUGGCUUCACCGGGGCACUGCAAUCUGCUUUGGAUGUUCAGAGCUGGAGGCUGUGCAUGCGAGACGCAGAGUGGCUCAGGAACCAGGUGGUGGCGCCAGUGACGGAGGAGCUGGUGUUCAGAGGGGCCAUGCUGCCUAUGUUGGUGCCCUGCACCGGAACCACAGCUGUUAUCUUCAUUGCUCCUCUGUUCUUUGGUGUUGCUCAUUUUCACCACAUCAUGGAGCAGUUGCACAUCGGAAAGGACAGUGUGAGUGCCAUCUUACUGGGGGCAGGGUUGCAGUUCUUGUACACAACUAUUUUUGGUGUCUUUGCUGCUUUUAUUUUACUGAGAACUGGUCAUAUUGUGGGUCCGGUUUUGUGCCAUUCGUUCUGCAACAGCCAGGGUCUCCCCGACUUCGGUUCUGCUCUGAACCACCAUCAGCGUCCAGCCGUGCUCUUCUGUUAUCUGACCGGAGUCCUGCUGUUUCUGGUGCUGCUCUUCCCCCUGACAGACCCCUUCCUUUACGGAGCCAGACCUGUCUGCAGUCUGGCUCCCUCUCAAGCAAAGGAAUGUUGAAUGAAAACUUUAUGAAUACACAAAAACCUGUGAAAAAUACAUUUUUAUUCAAUAUUUUA